UUUGCCUUUACAGGAGCAUAUCCAUCUCCGCUGAAUUAUCAUUUCUUCCCAAAGUCUUGCUGCACAUCUGUUAAUGAGGUCAUUUGCCAUGGAAUUCCAGAUGCUAGGAGACUAGAGGAUGGUGACAUUGUCAAUGUUGAUAUAACAGUUUAUUAUAAAGGUUGUCAUGGGGAUCUUAACGAAACAUAUUUUGUGGGGAAAACAGAUGAACUAUCCCAGCAGCUAGUACGUUGUACGUAUGAAUGCUUGGAAAAAGCUAUUUCUAUAGUUAAACCUGGGGUUCGAUUUCGUGAAGUUGGAGAGGUCAUUAAUAGACAUGCAUUAAUGUCUGGAUUCUCUGUGGUGAAAUCAUAUUGUGGACAUGGGAUUGGAGAUCUUUUCCAUUGUGCUCCUAAUAUUCCUCAUUACUCUAGAAAUAAAGCAGUUGGUAUGAUGAAGGCUGGACAGACAUUUACAAUCGAGCCCAUGAUAAAUGCUGGAGUUUGGCGUGAUAGACUUUGGCCUGAUGGAUGGACAGCAGUCACUGCUGAUGGUAAACGAAGUGCACAGUUUGAGCACACACUUUUGGUGACAGAGACAGGAGUAGAGGUUUUAACAGCAAGGUUGCCGUCCUCGCCUGAUGUUUUUCCUUGGUUGAAUUAAUAUUAUCUAGAGCUGAAGUUUUGAUGGAUUCCCGAUUUAACUGUAACCUAACCAAAAGAUCACUCCUCUGCGCUUUGUUUGAGUAUUUAUCUAUGUGGUCCUAUUAAACAGGGGUGUUAUAUUUAGAUUGUAAUGUCAAUCCAAUUAGUAUAACUUUUAUCCUUAACUAGAUUCCUGUUUGAAAUUUUGUUCAUUUCAAAUUUUAGUCACUUUGCUGAAAGUUUAUCCUAAAAUAUAAACUCCUUUGUUGAGUGAUAGCGAGAGCGAAAGUUAAGAUGAA
Messenger RNA from Asparagus officinalis (garden asparagus), 922 nucleotides. RefSeq names its product methionine aminopeptidase 1A. The transcript has 9 exons. Gene Ontology annotation, biological process: proteolysis. The annotation marks the transcript as partial. The record is from RefSeq and is a predicted model, not a curated record. Gene Ontology annotation, molecular function: metalloaminopeptidase activity. NCBI's taxonomy places the organism in Eukaryota, Viridiplantae, Streptophyta, Magnoliopsida, Asparagales, Asparagaceae.